Molecule: messenger RNA, 1472 nt
Organism: Catharus ustulatus (Swainson's thrush)
Lineage: Eukaryota; Metazoa; Chordata; Aves; Passeriformes; Turdidae
Gene: TMEM268
Product: transmembrane protein 268
Exons: 9
Coding region: 236-1258 (340 amino acids)
Source: RefSeq, a predicted model, not a curated record
AGGCUGAGCUGCAUUCCCAGCACCAGGAGUGAGCUGGAGCAGGGCUAAGAAAUGCCUGGUGGCUCAUGGCAAGCAGGAUCCCCAGGAAGGCAGCAGUGGGGCUGCGAGUGAGGGUUUCACAAUCUGCUCCCCACUGCUGCUGGGGGGCUGGCUGGUGCUUCCCAGCAGGGAGAGAGAGGAAUGCUGAGUUUCUGACCACAAAACACAGAAUCCUUCAAGGAGACUCACCUUCAGCAUGGCCCAGAAAAGCCAGACUGGUGGAACUGAGAAAAAUGAGUCGUCCCUCCGGUACAGCAAGGGUGAGCUCAGGGAAGGAGCCCUGCAGUGGGUGCCAGACCCCCCCCAAGGCCAGGUGCUGCUGGUGCUCAGCAUGGACAACUCCUGCCCCACCUCCUCCUUCGACAUGGACCUUUGUGCCCAGAAACUGCAGGCCCUCGGGGUCCAGGUGCCAGUGGAGCCAUGGAGGAGGCUGAUCCAGGAGGGGCUCCUGAGGCCCGAAGUGAGGCGGUUCCUGCUCUACAGCUCCAGGGGUUUCCAGAUUGCCAUGGCUGUGGUUUUCUACAUCUCUCUCUGGACAAACCUUUACUCCACACUCCAGCUGUGCUCCCUGGGACACUCGUGGGGGGCUGGCGUGCUGGUGACCCUGGUGGCCCUGGCUCUCACUGUCCUGGUGAUCCUGCUCAUUGAUCAGCAGCACAGGAAGCUAAACGUGAACACAGAUGUGAGGCUGGCAGCUGUCAAUGAAAUCUUUAUCAAACACAGAAUAAUCCUGGGGAUUACAGGUGUCCUGGAUGGGCCACACAACAUCCUGCAACUGUGGUUUGUGCACUUCAGCCCUGAGAGCUGCCUGCAGGCCCUGUCAGCCCACAUCACUCACCUGCAGGGGACACAGGCAGGCUUGAGGCACAGGCUGAACAAGCUCUGUGUGGUGAUGGAUGUGGCAGUUCAGCCCGAGCUGGGCACGGAGGAGGAGGCUCCAUGUGAAGAAUCCCCUCUUUUAUCCAGCAGGGUGACCCCGAAUAAAGAUCCUGUGACCUGCAGCAAGCUCCUGCACCUCAUCCCCGAGGGCCCACCUGAGGCCAUGGCCCAGCAGCUCCUGGUGAUCUUCAGUGGCUGCUACGUGCGGCUCCUGGUCACGGGCCGGCUCCCUCGGGCCAGCCCAGGGGGACACCUGGGCCCCAGCAGCGUUCCCUGCCUGUGCCAGUUCAUCCAGAGCACCGUGCUGCACCCCCAGCGCUGCUGGGGCAGGGACAGGUGACUCAGCACCAAAAUCGCUGUCCCCACCAGUGGAGAAGCUGUGGGGCAGGGAUGGGAGCUUCCCUGGCUGAAUGAGUGGAAAUAGGACUCCAAUAAAGCUGCUCACCUUGGAGAGCUCCUGCCCACCAGCUCGGUGUGGGGUUAUGGCCCCAGGGGUCAGAACCAGCCCAGGGACAGCCUGGGGCUCGUUUGUGUCCAAACCCUCCUGCCAGCAA